CUGCCAUGUUGGAUGGAGCUGGCUCAGGGCUUUCUGACGGUCGGACUUCCCAGGAAAGUUUCUACUGUGUUCCGUCUUCGCCCAGUUGCUCCAAUUUUGACCUUAUUUUGAGAAGCCACGGGACGUCGUGCUACAUUCCUAACCAGCUUACGUUUUUUGGCACAUUAGUCUUGCGGAGCCCCGGGAUAAACCCGAACCGGUGUGAAGGGUCGGAGGCAGGCCACAGAUGACCGAGGGAUUGUUUAUGUAUCUUUUCGGAUCUCGUAUGUCGAGUUAGAGUCGGUACAUUCUUUAUAAAUUGGUCACUAAUAAUGAGUGGACAUCCGUCGCAACGGCGGCAAACAAACGUCGGGUCGCUACUUCUGACACAGCAGGAAAAUGAGUGCCUUUUUAACUACCUUGGCAAGAAAUGCAUCACGUUGUCUUCAGCAGUGGUCCAGGUGUUCACAGCAGAAAGAAAUGGCAGCUGGAACAAGAGAUGCUGCGGGGUAGCCUGCCUGGUCAAAGACAACCCUCAGCGAUCCUACUAUAUCAGGGUCCUCGACAUCAGGGAUGGGAAGAUAAUGUUCGAACAGGAGCUGUACGCAAACUUCAGCACCAACCUCUCCAGAUCUUACUUCAUCACAUUUGCUGGAGAUUCGUGCCAAGUAGGUCUGAACUUUGCCAAUGAGGAAGAGAGCAAGCGUUUCCAUAGCAACGUGACAGACCUCCUUACGAGAAGAACUAGGAAAACUGAGAAGAGACGCGACCAUCCAAAUGGACCUUCAUUGCCCAUGGCUACCGUCGACAUCAAAAACCCAGAGAUCAGCAAUGUUCCACGUUAUCACAACUCUCAGAUGAACAACAUUAUACACUCUUCCUUCCCCAAGAGAGAGAAAAAGGGAAACAAAGGGAAAAAGAAGAGGUUGACCAAGGCAGACAUCGGCACACCCAGCAACUUCCAGCAUGUUGGGCAUGUAGGAUGGAAUCCAAACACAGGCUUUGAUUUGAAUAACUUGGACCCCGACCUGAAGAACCUAUUUGAUAUGUGUGGCAUCUCUGAGGCUGAGCUGAAGGAUAAGGAGACUUCUAAGGUGAUCUACGACUUAAUUGAGAAGAACGGCGGCGUGGAGGCUGUCAGAGAUGAGCUACGGAGACAACCUCCUCCACCACCCCCAUCCAGAGGCGGCCCUCCUCCUCCACCUCCACAUCACAGCUCAGCCCCUCCUCCUCCCCCUCCCCCUGCCCGAGGCGGGCGGGGUGUCCCACCCCCUCUCCCCCCCUCCCGAGCUCCUGUCUCUGCACCCCCACCUCCCCCUCCAUCCCGACCGGGCCUGUCUGCUCCACCUCCUCCUCCGCCCAGUCGGGGCUCUCUCCCGCCUCCCCCUCCGCCGGCCCAUGCCUCCAUUCCUGCAGCCCCACCCCCUCCUCCUCCUCCCCCUUCAUCCUCAACACCAUCUAGUACUGGCGUGCCUCCUCCACCCCCUCCUCCUCCCCCACCUCCUGGCCCCCCACCCCCUGCUCCUCCACUCUCCACAGAGGCUAACGGAGGGGACAGUAGCAAGUCGGCACUGCUGAGCCAGAUCAGAGAAGGAACGCAGCUGAAGAAGGUAGACCAGAAAGAGAGGCCGGUGUCCAGCACCGGCAGAGACGCCCUUCUGGACCAAAUCCGACAAGGAAUCCAACUUAAAUCUAGGGAUGAUAAUACUGACCCAGCACCUGCCACCCCGACCCCAUCGGCAGGCAUUGUUGGGGCCCUGAUGGAGGUUAUGCAGAAAAGGAGCAAGGCUAUUCACUCUUCAGAUGAAGAUGACGAUGAUGAAGAUGAUGAGGACUUUGAGGAUGAUGAUGAAUGGGAAGACUAGUGUUUGUUUUUUUUCCAUCACCUCCCAGACUCCUGGAUGAUCAUGACACUACAAAUUGUUCUUGUGUUUCUUAAAAGAAAUAGUUGAUUUCAGAAUUAUAAAUGUAAAUGUUUUGUCAGUUUGCUGUAUAUUUUUGUUGCCUUUAUGCUUUUUUUAUUAAUCUGUGCAAUACCUCAUUUAAUCUGUACACGUUUGUCAUUUGCAUCUUAGGUUAUUCUUUAUCUUUGCCUGUCAAUUACAUGCUUGUGUCUUGGUCAUUUGGGCAUCUUAUUUUCAUAUCAGCUGCCUCCCAUCACUCUCUCUUAUGUUCCAAUCUCCCAAAUUAAUGUGCAAUUUUAAGUGUCUCUUGAACAUUAGAGUUGAAUGUCUUUUUUUUUUGUUUUUGUUUGUGUUUGUUUGGUCAGUGAUUGACAAGAGGGUAAAUAUAGCAAGACUUUUUGAGUAUUUCUAUCAUUGUUCGUUGGGAGGAGGGGAAAAAAACUAUUUUCAUACCCUACUGCUAUAUAGAUUAUUUUUACCAAUUUAGAUGAUCAUAGUUUAGCACUCAUAUUUUCUUAAAACAAAGAUUAAAAUGGAAUAUUUAGUUUCAUUUGCUUUAGACUGUAAAUUUGCUUCAGUUUGAGUCUUGAUAUAUUUUUGCACAGAUUAAAAGAGGAGACUCGCUACAUGAAUACAAGACAUUUCGUGUCAUAAUGGAACGCAUAUGCUUUAAAUAAUGAGACCGAAUUCUUGUGGACAUUAAGAUAUCACACUAUAUACAGUAAUGCAGGUAGCCCACAGUUAAUGGCUGGUUAUCUGUUUUUGUUUUGUUUUUUGUCACUGUUACACUACAGAUUUCAUUGCAUUUGUGCUUAUAUUUCUGUUUCUUUUUUUCUCUCUUUUUUUUUUUACACUAGCAAGCAGCGUAUGAAUAAAUGUCUGUUUGUUGUAAUCAGGUCACUCAUGUAAAGCUUGAGAAAUAAAGACAUUUUAGUUUUA
Melanotaenia boesemani (Boeseman's rainbowfish) is the source of this 2822-nucleotide messenger RNA. RefSeq names its product WASP like actin nucleation promoting factor b (gene waslb). NCBI's taxonomy places the organism in Eukaryota, Metazoa, Chordata, Actinopteri, Atheriniformes, Melanotaeniidae. Gene Ontology annotation, biological process: regulation of Rho protein signal transduction; actin filament organization. Gene Ontology annotation, molecular function: small GTPase binding; actin binding. The record is from RefSeq and is a predicted model, not a curated record.